AUGAUAAACAAUAAAAAUAAUUUACAUGUAAAUGAGGUUGUAAAUCUCAUAAAACUCGUGAAACAUCAUCAAAAGGUUCAAAGUGAAAUUGCGUUUGUGUCAUGUUAUACAAAAAAUACUAAUUAUAAAUCAGUCAUUGCUCCAUAUUUUGACUACUUCAGCUCAUUAAUACUCAAUUUCAGUGAAAAUAAACUUAAGAUUCAAACUCAUUUCUAA
Molecule: messenger RNA, 216 nt
Organism: Cotesia congregata
Lineage: Eukaryota; Metazoa; Arthropoda; Insecta; Hymenoptera; Braconidae
Source: the annotation of a GenBank genome assembly